AUGAAAGAAUCAGCAGAUCUUCAGGUGGCUGAACUUAAGUCAGAAUUGGCCAAAGAAGUAGAGAAGAUGGAGAAAAAUUAUGUUAGGUUGCAUAGUAAAGUUGAUGUUGUUGUUGAUGCUAUUACGAAGUUGGUUGAGUUUAAUACUGAUUAUUUGACCAAACUUGAAGCAAAAUCGGAGAAGGAUUCCAAGGUGUUUGCCAAGUUAGAGGAAUUCUUAUCAAGCAUUAAAGAGUCAAUUUCGAAAGUUGAUGUUUCGACUCAGUCAACUGUGUCUCAGGAGACUACUUCUUUAUUGAUUUCGAAGAUUGAGACGAAUAUCAAAACUGAUUUAGCACCCAUCCUUGAGUUGGUCCUUCUCUUUCCAAUGAAUGCUCCUCGUGUUGUGCAAGUAUUGGAAGGGGGAGAUAAAGGUUGUGGUGGUAUUGGGUCUUUGAAAGAUUCAGAAAAAGGAGCAGUUGUUGGAAGAGUAAUGUCGACUCAGCUACCGACUUCACACCCUAUUUCAUUGUCUACAACUUCAAAAACAACCACAACAAGACCUAUCACAAAAAGGAUCGUUCUAAAUGAAAGUGUUGGAGGUAUAAGUUCGAGGUUUGUGCCACCAACUUCGAAAGCUAAUCAAGGGAAUAAAGGAAAAGGUAUUGUGGUGACUCUUUCUGAAGAGGAAAAGAAAAAACAACAGGCUUUGGAGAUUGAGAAGCAAAGGUAG
Molecule: messenger RNA, 711 nt
Organism: Lactuca saligna
Lineage: Eukaryota; Viridiplantae; Streptophyta; Magnoliopsida; Asterales; Asteraceae
Source: the annotation of a GenBank genome assembly